Molecule: messenger RNA, 3729 nt
Organism: Tilletiopsis washingtonensis
Lineage: Eukaryota; Fungi; Basidiomycota; Exobasidiomycetes; Entylomatales
Product: PLC-like phosphodiesterase
Exons: 6
Coding region: 266-3631 (1121 amino acids)
Biological process (GO): phosphatidylinositol-mediated signaling; lipid metabolic process
Cellular component (GO): extracellular region
Molecular function (GO): calcium ion binding; hormone activity; phosphatidylinositol-4,5-bisphosphate phospholipase C activity
Source: RefSeq, a predicted model, not a curated record
CCCCGCCUCGCCUGCACCGACGUCGCCGCCGCGCGCUGGCUGGCUGGCCUCGGCGCGCGCACGCUUCUCGCGGACCGGGAGUGAGCCGGCGGUGACCCGCAGCGACACGCUCGACAGCACCGCAUCCUCGUCCCGCUUGGCUGCGCCGCCGCCCGUGCCGCUCACGCGCCGCCUGUCGGAGACGCCCGGACGCCUGGCGGCCAAGGUCGAGGGCGCCGUGCACCGCUUCGAGCAUCGCCGCCGCGCCAGCGAGACGUGGAAGGCAAUGCGCGUCGGCAAGCACGAGGAGGCGCAUGCUGCCAGCGCCCACAGCGACGCCGGGCUCGCGGCCUCGGAAACAGCCCUGCCCGUCGUCGCAGAGAGUACGAGUCGCGAGGCUGAGCCGCGUGCGGUGUCCGAGCAGCAAGUGGAGCACGCCGCAGGACCGCAUGUCCAAGCGCCCGAGCAGUCGGCGAGCACGGCUUCAUCGGGCGACGCAUCGACGGCCGUGCUCCCUGAGACCACGCUGCAGGCAUCGCCCGAGACGCUGGCCACUGUUCCGCCCGCGACGCCCAUGCCCAUCGAAGGCGCCCAGCUGCCGCCGCCGCAGGUCUCGGCAGAGCUCGCCCUCUCCUCUUCCCCACCAGUGCCCGCUCCUUCGCCGAUCCCGGGCGUGCCGCCGGAGCUGGCGCGCGGCGAGCCGAUGCUCAAGGUUACGCAGAAGAAAGUCAUGCAGCGCUCCUUCCGCCUCGACACGGAGCGCGGGCAGAUCCUGUGGGACAGCAAGAAGAACAACAAGGUGAACCUCGAGGCGAUCCGCGAGGUGCGCGUCGGCGCGUCGGCGGCGUCGUACCGCACGGCGCUGUCCAUCUCGUCGGCGCACGCGCCGCGCUGGCUGAGCAUCAUCUACCAGUCGUCGGGCGUGUACAAGGCGCUGCACCUGAUUGCGCUCUCGGACGCCUCGCUCGCGCGCUGGCGUGACACACUGGGGGCACUCCACUCGCUGCGUGCGGCGCUGCUCGGCGGCGCCAGUGGUGCCGAGGGCCUCGACGAGCGGCAGCAGCUCUGGCUGCGCCAGCACUGGCGCGUCGGUGACACGAAUGCCGACUCGCGCUUGGCCUUCGACGAGGUGGUCCGGCUCUGUCGCCGCAUCGGCAUCGAGAGCAGCCGCAAGAUGCUGCGCGCGGCAUUCGCAGAGGCAGACGCGCAAGCGCGCGGCUGGCUAGACUUCGAGGCUUUCCAGCGCUUCGUCGGCGUGCUCAAGCGGAGAGAGGACAUCGAGAGCAUCUGGAUGGAGUGGGCCGACGUCGAGCUCGACGAGCAGAGUGGCACUGGAGAUGCCGUCGGAACAGGCGCGGCUGGAGACGCCGUCGCACCAGGCGCAGCCGGCGACAAGCAGCCGGACCUGGGCGACAUUGGUGCCUCGCCGUCUGCUGCAGCAGAAUUUCAAGCCAACACGUCGCCUACGCCAAGGGCAGACGCACACCGCCGUGCGGCGACGCGCGCCAUGUCGCGCGCGCGCUUCUGCGCCUUUCUGCGCGACGAGCAGCGCCUCAUGGACACGCUCCCGCCGCAGCUCGAGGCCCUCUUCGAGCGAUACGCCGAGCACGACGAGAACGAGCCGCGGCUGCGUCUCGACGGCUUCGCGGCCUUUCUGCUGUCCGCCGACAAUGCCGUCGUCGCUGCUGACGCCCGCCCGUCUGGAAGCGGCGCGGUUGCAGCUGCUGCCGCCGUCGCUGUCUCCCCACGCGAUGCGGCUGUUCUGCGAUCUCGCGCCGCAGCGCAGACGACCGAGGCGCUGCUGCAAGUCGGCGCACGCGCGCCCGAUGCGUUCCCAUCCAAGACGCACCAUGACAUGACGCACCCGCUGUCCGACUACUACAUCAGCUCGAGCCACAACACCUACCUCGUCGGCGGCCAGUGGAAGGGCGACAGCACCGUCGAGGGCUACGUGCGCGCGCUGCAGGGCGGCGCCCGCUCCGUCGAGCUCGACUGCUGGGACGGGCCAAACGACACGCCGCACAUCACCCAUGGCCACACGCUCACAAGCAAGGUGCCGUUUGUCGACGUCAUCACGGCCAUCGGCCGCUACGCAUUCGUCAGCUCGCCGUGCCCGCUGAUCCUCUCGCUCGAGGUGCACAAUGACGUGCCGCAGCAAGAGAUAAUGGCGUCGAUCCUGCGCAGCGUGCUCGGCCCGAUGCUGCUGAGCGAGCAUCUCGUCGGCCGCGACGGCGCCGAGCUGCCCAGCCCCGAGGAGCUGCGCGGCAAGAUCCUCAUCAAGACCAAGAACCUCGCGCUCGUCGCCGAGUCGCCGCGGCCGGAGCAGCCCGUGACCGAGGCCGUCUGCAUGUCGGAGGCGUCGACGGACACGACCGAGUCCGACGGCGACACGCUGCGCGACCUCGUGCGCAGCGUCACCAAGCGCGGCAGCAGCCACAGCGGCAGCGGCAGCCAGAAGCCGGCAGCCAAGGUGCUCAUGGCACCGUCGCUCUCGGCGCUGCUCAUCUACACCGUCGGCGUCAAGCACCGCGGCAUCAACAAGAAGGAGACGUAUGCGCCCGAGCACAUGAUCUCUCUCUCGGAGCGCAGCGCCUUUCGCUAUGCCCGCACGGCCGCCGAGGACCUCAUCAAGCACAAUCUCACUCACCUCACGCGCGUCUAUCCAAGCAUGGCGAGCCUGGCGCGCCUGCAUGCUAGCGCCAACUUCCUGCCGCACCAUGUAUGGGCCACGGGCAGCCAGCUGGUGGCACUCAACUGGCAGACGAUGGACCUCGGCUUCGAGCUCAACCGCGCGAUGUUCCAGCGCAAUGGCCGCUGCGGAUACGUGCUGAAGCCCGAAGCGCUGCGCAUCCGCGAGGUGUACAAGAGCGCGCCCAAGCGGCUGCGCUUCGAGGUCCGCGUGACGAUCGUGUCGGCGCAGCAACUGCCGCGCUUCAAGGAUGCGUCGCGCGACCGCGACAGCGAGGAGGGCGACGUGAUUGACCCUUUUGUUGCAUUGUCGCUCCUCGCACCCGAGGGCUGGGGCCGUCAGCCGAGCGUCAACGGAGACGCAGCUGUGCGGCCGUCAGAUGCACUUGCUGCUGGUCGGCGCAGCAGCAGCAGCGGCACACUGCUGCCGCCUCCGCCUCCCGAGGGCCGCAUCGGCAGCUACGGUUCGACGGCGACGCCCGCUGCGCCACCGGGCCGCACGCUGCGCAAGCAGGCCUCGUCCUCCUCGGCGUCCUCGAGCAGCAGCUCGACGCCCUGGCCGCGUGCUCGCACCGCCAUUGUGCGGGCCAAUGGCUUCAACCCGCAGUGGCGUGAGACACUCGCGCUCGCUGUCGACGUGCCUGCGGGCUCAGACGGCGCCAGCGAGGCGCUUCUCUCGCAGGCGCUCGCGGCCGUGCAGCGCGGCGGCGGCGCUGCGAGCGAGGCCGACCUGCCGCUCCGCGCGCUGGCGCGUGGUCUCCUCGACCUGGCCUUCCUCCGCUUCGAGGUCUGCGAUGCCGAGCAGGGCGGCGAGCCGACGUGCCUGGCCGCCUGCGUCACCUCGCUCGGCGCCAUGCAGCGUGGAUACCGCCACCUGCCGCUGUACGACGCGCAGCUCACGCCCUACAUGUUCUCGACGCUGUUUGUGCGCACCCACGUCGUCUUUCUCGGCCUCGCCGAGUGACCCUUCCUUCCCCAUGCACCCGGUCCGCCUUCACACACACUUUUACCCAUCGUCACCCCGCACAUGCCCCUCGCUAAUCGCAUCGUUCCCGCCUCGAG